CUUGCUUCUUACGCACACCAUCCUCCUGGAGUGGCCCAACCUACUCUCGCCCUGCAUGCGCCACCAAGGUACUGCUGAAGAGUUCCAAUGCUGGCGCGCCGCCACCGCGUCGCUCGACGCGCUUAAUAACGUACACGAGGCGGAAAAAGGCGUCCUUGGUAAGGCAAAUAGGUGGAUAUCUAUAUGGCCGGAGUCCACCUCGGACGCGGACUAUGACUACGAGAACGCUGCGCACACAGCCCACUGCCUUGCCAAUGCCUUGCGGGACAUUCGUGGUUCGUGCGCACGUGAAACCAAAUCCCUCGACGAGGCUAUCGACCGGGUAGAAGCCCUGAUUGCGCUUCGCAAGGCGAGUGAGGCGCGGGCGCUCCCGCCACCGCCACGAGCGCGAGAAGAACCGGCCCGAAGGCGAGAGGAGCCACACAGGAAAUAUGAGGAGCCCGUCCGGAAGCGCCAGCGGCUCGAAUCGUCCCCCUCUGUCUCCGUGUCGUCUCCGGACUCGGGCGCGCCGGCGACGCCACGUGUGACAAUAACGCUACCACCCCGGACGCGCGGUGCGGUGCCCAACCAGAAGCUGCCACUCAAACCUGGGCGGCAGGUCGUGUAUCGCCUGGCUGAGGGCGGCACGGAGGACACGUCAUACAUCCUAGCAAUUGUGGUCAAGCUGGCUAGCAAGGAUAGGACGAGGUACUUGGUACGGGACGCUGACCCUGGCGAGGAUGGGAAAUUCACCGAAUAUCGAGCGACACUGAGCAACCUCAUCCCGCUUCCUGAUCCAGCGGCACCGCCUUCUAGUCCCGCUAAUCUCUCGGCAUAUCCGGAAUUGCCGACGGGAUCAGAUGCGCUGGCAAUGUAUCCGGACACGACCUGCUUUUACCGCGCGCAGGUCCUCGAGCCGCCGAAGGUAACGCAGCGAGACAAGACGCUCGCGAGUGGCCCUAUCUACAGACUAAAGUUCGAGGACGACGAAAGUCCCCAGCAUCUAGUGUCCGCAUACUGGGUCGUCCCGUGGCCGACGAACACAUGAUCUUCGCACUCGCGACAUGAAUGCUUCGCUCACGACAUGAUCUUCUCAUUUACGAAUCUCACGUCGUAACGCAUAUCCAUCCUAAUUGUCUUCCGUGUCGUUCUGCUCUACCUUUGUCUCGCCCUGCUUCCCAUAGGAUAUCACUAACACACACUCCUACGCGCAAUGGAUCUCUGUCAUUACUAGAUUGUACAUCAUCACGUCCUAAUAGUCUGUGAAUCCCUUCGCGGUAUACGCCUCUGCUAGCUAGAUGGCUCCAACAAAGCCCGAUAUUGCCAGUGACAAG
This is a messenger RNA of Schizophyllum commune H4-8, 1313 nucleotides long. RefSeq lists its product as uncharacterized. Lineage: Eukaryota; Fungi; Basidiomycota; Agaricomycetes; Agaricales; Schizophyllaceae. Gene Ontology annotation, cellular component: SAGA complex. The record is from RefSeq and is a predicted model, not a curated record. The coding region runs from base 56 to 1027 and encodes 323 amino acids. The transcript has 6 exons.